Mangifera indica (mango) is the source of this 856-nucleotide messenger RNA. Its product is annotated as ubiquitin-conjugating enzyme E2-17 kDa-like. The transcript has 5 exons. Gene Ontology annotation, molecular function: ubiquitin conjugating enzyme activity. The coding region runs from base 157 to 603 and encodes 148 amino acids. Gene Ontology annotation, biological process: protein polyubiquitination. Lineage: Eukaryota; Viridiplantae; Streptophyta; Magnoliopsida; Sapindales; Anacardiaceae. Gene Ontology annotation, cellular component: nucleus. The record is from RefSeq and is a predicted model, not a curated record.
CAGCACAAGGGCGUGAUUUGAAUGAUUUAAUUUAUUUACUAUUUAUAUAGAAAAUUUUAAUUAUUUCUAUUUUAGUGUAAGACUCUCCGUUCCGUUCUCUUCUCCAAAAAUCAGAUAAUAAUAACAAGGAGGAUCUCUGUCAGAGAGAAAAAGGUUAUGGCGUCGAAGCGGAUCUUGAAGGAGCUGAAGGAUCUCCAGAAAGAUCCUCCUACCUCUUGCAGCGCUGGCCCAGUUGCUGAAGACAUGUUCCAUUGGCAAGCAACCAUUAUGGGCCCUCCUGAUAGUCCAUACGCUGGGGGAGUGUUUCUAGUCACAAUUCAUUUUCCUCCAGACUAUCCAUUUAAGCCACCUAAGGUUGCAUUCAGGACAAAGGUCUUUCAUCCUAAUAUCAACAGCAAUGGUAGCAUUUGCCUUGAUAUAUUAAAGGAGCAAUGGAGCCCUGCCCUUACCAUAUCCAAGGUAUUGCUCUCAAUUUGCUCGCUGUUAACGGACCCAAAUCCUGAUGACCCAUUGGUGCCGGAGAUUGCCCACAUGUACAAGACUGACAGGAGCAAGUAUGAGACAACUGCUAGGAGCUGGACCCAGAAGUAUGCAAUGGGCUAGUUUGAUGCAGGUGUGUGUAAUGUGAGGGCUUCUUUCCUUGAGGCUUCAGUCUUUAAACUAUUAUGAUGUAUGAAUGGAGAAGUUUGACAUGUCUCCCUCUUUAACGUGGGACCGUAAGGGAGAGUUAUGAAUUCAGUCCCCCAGAAAACACGUUUACUGCUUUGAAUUGUUUGUAUUGAAAUUAUCUUUCAUACUUUGAUGUGUGCUAUUGUCAAAAUCCUUCUCCCUUAAUGAAUAAUACCAUAUUUAUUGA